UGCAGGUUUAUGGCGUCGAGCUUGGCGCACUUGGCGGAGAACCUCACCUCCGCGAACUUUGAUAAGUUUCGCGAAGUCACGAAAGUGUUCGCCCCGUCGGAGAUGGAGUUGGUCACGCGGAAAGGCGUAUAUCCGUAUGAAUAUACAGAUUCGUGGGAUAAAUUGGACGCUACGUCGCUACCGGAUAAGUUCCAAUUCUACAGCGCGUUGACGGAAACGCACGUGAGCGACGAGGAUUAUAGUCACGCGACCAGGGUCUGGAAUCAUUUCGGCUGCACCUCACUCGGCGCUUAUAGUGAUUUAUACCUUAAAGUCGACGUGUUGUUAAGCGCCGACGUGUUCGAGAAUUUCAGGGAUAUAUGCAUGACCACGUAUCACUUGGACCCUGCUCAAUACUACACGUUGCCUGGAUUCAGUUUUGACUGCAUGUUAAAGUUCACGAAAGUUCAACUUCAACUUUUAACUGAUUUCGAGAAAGUUUUGUUUUGGGAGUCUGGUACACGCGGUGGUCUGGUGCAGGCGAGCAAGCGCCACGCGCGCGCCAACAAUCUCGAGACGCCUGGAUACAAUGCCGACGAACCUAAAACGUCGCUCAUAUACUUAGAUGCAAAUAAUUUGUAUGGUUUUGGGAUGUGCAAAUAUAUGCCGAUUAGCGAUUUUUCGUGGUACCCGGGGAACCCGGAAGUUGCACUUGACCAGCUACAGUGGAUGCGCGAGACGGACGAUGUGGGUAGAAUUUACGAAGUCGACAUCUCGUAUCCUCAACACCUACAAGACGCCCACAACGAUAUGCCGUUACUACCGCACGUUAGCAUACCACGCGGAUCCACUGUGCGAAAGUUGAUGGUGACAUUUCUGCGAAAAGAACACUACGUAGUUCAUUAUAUGAAUUUACAACAAGCCAUGGCCCACGGCGUCGUAGUAGAAAAAACGCAUCGAGUAUUGGAAUUCCGACAAUCCCCAUGGCUGGCCCCAUACAUAAAUCUAAACACGGAAUUACGUAAGCGGGCGACCAACAAAUUCGAAGAAAAGUUUUUUAAAGAUUUAAACAAUUAGGUGUUCGGGAAAACUAUGGAGAACAUGUGUCGCCGAUUCGACUUAGAACUGGUUUCGUGUCCGCAAAGAAUGCGGAAACUCAUAAAUCGACCGACGUUCAAAUAUUGUACGACUUACAAUGAAAAUCUCUCGGUGGUCACCCAACACGGCAAAGAAGUGGAUUUCUGCAAUCCUAUCUACAUAGGAUUUACCGUACUAGAACUUAGUAAAGUUUUAAUGUACGGAUUUCAUUAUGACGUCAUGAAGCGUCAUUAUGGAAAUAGGAUUAAAUUGUUGUAUACCGAUACCGAUUCACUAUUCUACCGUGUGACAACAAAUAAUUUUUACGACGACCUUAUCACCAAUCCUAAUCUCAUGCGUUUUAUGGAUACAUCCAAUUUGCCGGGCGAUCACAAGUGUUAUACAGCCGUUCGGAAACGUGUCCCAGGUCUUUUUAAAUUCGAAUGCGGUUUAAGUACAGUCUAUGAGUUUGUAGCUCUGCGUGCUAAAUCCUAUGCCUACGACGUGGAACAGGACGUCAGCAUUCGCGCGAAAGGUGUUAUGAGACAAGUGAUUCGUAAUCACCUCACGCUCGCCGAACACAAGCGAUGCUUAUUCGCCGACGUGGACGACGAGGCGGGAUCCGACGAGUCCGAAGACGAAUUAGACUCUGACACGGGGAAAAUGAUCGCAGCCGAGUCCGCGCUGAAAACUGUCACCUAAAUACACCGGAUCGCCUCCUGCACGUCUGCCACGUCUCCGCCGUCACCACUCGCGCAUCCAUCGCUUUGCUAUAGCAACACGCCUUUCACGCCGUAUAGAGAAAAUGUCUCUAUACGGUCGUUUAAACACGAAGUGAGGACUAUUAGGACUAUGAAGCUCGUCUUAAACAGGGCCGACGAUAAGCGAAUCGUGUUACCGGAUAAUAUCGCGGCUCUGGCGCACGGCCAUUAUCUAGCGAAUUAAUUAAUUAUUAUUAUUGUUGUUAUUAUUUUUAUUAUUGUUAAAUUAUCACAUAUUUAUUAUAUAU
Messenger RNA from Aphis gossypii (cotton aphid), 2065 nucleotides. RefSeq lists its product as uncharacterized. The transcript is spliced from 5 exons. NCBI's taxonomy places the organism in Eukaryota, Metazoa, Arthropoda, Insecta, Hemiptera, Aphididae. The record is from RefSeq and is a predicted model, not a curated record. Bases 10 to 1056 code for a protein of 348 amino acids. Gene Ontology annotation, molecular function: DNA binding; DNA-directed DNA polymerase activity; nucleotide binding. Gene Ontology annotation, biological process: DNA replication.